This is a messenger RNA of Danaus chrysippus (African queen), 1011 nucleotides long. The record is from the annotation of a GenBank genome assembly. NCBI's taxonomy places the organism in Eukaryota, Metazoa, Arthropoda, Insecta, Lepidoptera, Nymphalidae.
AUGGUUAAGGCUCGGAAAUACGUAGUGAAGAAGAAAUUUGAAGGUGUACCGAAACGAGAUGACUAUGAAAUUGUUGAGUACGAAUUAGGUCCAAUACAAAAUGGCGAUAUCUUGGUGAAAGCAGAGUGGAUCAGUGUGGACCCUUACCAACGUGCGUACCAUGAUAGAUAUCCAAUUCCCUACGAUCAGUUUGGAUUUCAAGUCGGGAUUGUAGAAGAUUCCAAGAAUCCCAAAUUCCCUGUUGGAACGAGGAUUGUCACCCAUAAGGGAUGGUGUGAUUACAGCAUAAUCAACUUAAAUGAUGGUAUGAAAACAUCUAUGGACAUCGCUUACAAGCUACCGGACUUAAAAGGCCUUUCUAUAUCUCACGCUAUCGGAGCCGUUGGUAUGCCUGGAGCUACAGCUUAUUUCGGUUUCCUUGAGAUAUGUAAGCCAAAAGCUGGUGAAACAGUCGUAGUUACUGGUGCCGCUGGGGCAGUGGGUUCGUUAGUGGGACAAAUCGCUAAAAUAAAGGGAUGCAGAGUCAUCGGCUUCGCUGGAACAGAUGAGAAGGUACAAUGGUUGGAACAGGAAUUAGGAUUCGACAAAGCAUUUAAUUACAAGACAGUUGAUGCCAGGAAGGCUCUUAAAGAAGCCGCUCCGAAUGGAAUAGAUUGCUACUUCGACAACGUAGGCGGCGAAUUGAGCAGCAUUAUCAUGAAUCAAAUGAAUAACUUUGGAAGAGUCUCUGUCUGUGGAAGUAUAAGUGCGUAUAAUGAAGAUUUUAGCCAAUUGCCCAAAGCUCCUAUUGUACAAGUCGAUAUUGUUAUGAAGCAAUUAAAGGUUGAGGGAUUCCUUGUACCGAGAUGGUUGAACCGUUUUCCCGAGGCUUUUUCUGAAAUUGUAAACUGGAUCCAGUCUGGACAAUUAAAGGUGAAGGAACAUGUGUUAGAGGGUUUUGAAAAUAUAUUUGAUACGUUUGUCGCCAUGUUGUCCGGUGAAAAUACCGGCAAGGCUGUCGUUAAAGUGUAA